Sodiomyces alkalinus F11 is the source of this 1665-nucleotide messenger RNA. RefSeq lists its product as hypothetical. The record is from RefSeq and is a predicted model, not a curated record. Lineage: Eukaryota; Fungi; Ascomycota; Sordariomycetes; Glomerellales; Plectosphaerellaceae. Bases 414 to 1433 code for a protein of 339 amino acids. The transcript has a single exon.
UGAAGUGCCAUGAUGGGCCCCCCAACCCUUGGCUCAGGCUCAGGGGUCUGGACAGGCCUGAUUACCCCUCAAGUAAGGCGGUGUUCGGUGUUCGUGAUGAAAUAUAAAGUCGCAUCGUCGUUCGUCUCCCUCAAGGCUUUCCUACUCUUUUCCUCUCCCUACCGUGCAGUCGCUGUGUUUGUCGGUUCAUUCCUUUUCUCACCUUUUUGCCAGACAAUUCUUUCUUUCUUGGCUGUGCCAUUCAUUCAUUCAUUUGAUCCCGAACUCGACGUUCGAACUCACACUCCCUUUCGAUUAUACUUUCGACUACAUCAGGUGCAACCCUUCGAGCACAUUUGACGUUCUUUUCACUUCGGACAAACGACCAGCAAGGCAAGAAAACAGAAAACAGGAAACAGAAAUACACCAACACCAUGCGUUUCACUGCAGCCUCUGCCCUGGCCAUGGCCAGCACCGUCUCUGGCCACGCCCUCAUGUACGGCGUCUGGGUCAACGGCGUCGACCAGGGUGACGGCCAGCGCCUGUACAUCCGCUCGCCUCCCAACAACAGCCCCGUCAAGGAUCUCGCCAGCCCCGACAUCGUCUGCGGUCCCAACGGCGCCAACCCGGCCCCCGCCUUCGUCGAGGCCGCCGCCGGCGACACCCUCAGCUUCGAGUGGUACCACAACACGCGCGACGACGACAUCAUCGACGGCUCCCACCUGGGCCCCAUCAUCACUUACAUCGCCCAGUACACCGACGGCGACGGCACCGGCCCCAUCUGGACCAAGAUCGCCGAGGACGGCUGGGACGGCUCCCGGUGGGCCGUCGACAAGAUCAAGGCCAACAACGGCCUCCAGGACUUCGACUUGCCGGCCGACCUGGCGCCCGGCCAGUACCUGAUCCGCCAGGAGAUCAUCGCCCACCACGAGUCCGAGGUCAGCUUCGAGGCGAAUCCGGCCCGCGGCGCCCAGUUCUACCCGUCUUGCGUCCAGGUCGAGAUCACCUCGGGCGGCUCCAGCGUGCCCGACCAAAGCUUCGACUUUAACACCGGCUACACCUACGCGGACCCGGGCAUUGUCUUCAACGUCUACACUUUCGACGGCGGCGAAUACCUCAUCCCCGGCCCGGAAGUCUGGACUGGCGGCAACGCCAGCCCUGCUCCCGAAGAGCCAGAGGUCCCCAGCAGCACCGUCCCGGUUGCCCCCGCACCUACCCCGGCGCCUGGUGACGACGAUGACACCGCCCCGGAGCCCGUCUUCUCGACCGUCCUGCCUUCCACCACUCUCGUCACCGUUACUACUUCUCUCGCUCAGGAGCCCAGCUCGGCGCCGACUCCUCCCGCCGAGUGCCGCCGUCGUCGUCGCCGCCGCUCCACCCAGAGCAAGAAGGCCAAGAAGGCCAGGCGCAGCACCGAGCGGGUCGUUCGCCGCGUCGGCCGUGCUCAGUUUUAAGAAGGAUGCUGCAGUGCGUGGGUGGUGAGACGAAAGGGGGAGGACGGAGGACAGACCGUUGGCCUUGAACUAUCGGCCGGUUCGAGGGGACAUGGAGUCAAUAUCCUUGGGGAUGUGAUGGCCGAUUGAUUUUCAUUCUUGGACAUAUUGGUUGAGCGUGUAUAUAUAGGUGCUUACAACUAUUGAGUACAAUAUCAGAGACCAGGUGUGAACGAGAUUUCCACCAAAAAAA